Molecule: messenger RNA, 1422 nt
Organism: Cladocopium goreaui
Lineage: Eukaryota; Dinophyceae; Suessiales; Symbiodiniaceae
Source: the annotation of a GenBank genome assembly
AUGCCACAAUCGCCACGGCAAAGACAGGAGCCAUGGAAACCAGCUGAUGGGAACAACCUUGCUCCGUUUUUCUUUGAUGUUGACAAGGGCCGCAAGGGCCAGAUUGACCUGGAAAAAAUCCGCCUGGGCAUGGAAGCUGGAUUGGAUUUGAAAUGCAUAACAGGGAUUAUCGGGCCUGAACUCAGCCAAUCUUUGGAUGAUUCCUAUGAUUUCUGGUUUUCAGACGUCAGACUUGGGAAUGAUGUUUGCUGUACUCUGCUGGAUCUUUGUAUUCUUACCGGGCAGAUCCAGGCAGCAAGAUGUGUCGCUGCUGGCCCUCUCCGGCAAUUCAAGCUCAUCAAGCAUUCUUUGUCCUGUCGGUCAGGAGGACAUAUUUUCUGGAUGAGGCGUGCCCACGAUGCCGAUUUCUAUGAUGACUAUGACUAUAUUAGUGAAAGAUAUCAACCAAUUGCUGUGGCUGUGGCCUCGCCCAAUAGCUGCCUGUUAGCCGCAGGGGCCGCGGCAAAGGCGGCCUUGAGAGCAUCCUUCAAACAUCAUGCCAGAGUCAUCUACCAAACAAACCGUGACGCCUCCGCAAAGAAUAUGAAAAAAAUCCCGACUUCCGUAGUGAAUGAAAUCCUGGCUUUCUCAGUUGAGGAUUCGGGGGCUGAUACCGGAGCCAUCGGAGCCACCGGAGCCACCAAAGUUCCAAGCGAGGAAUCUGGCUUGGAGUCCCAUGCCCAGCAACCAGGCACCAUGGAAACACAGGACAUCUCCACGAUCGACGAGAAAUCCACCGACGACCUCCUGAUGGCUUUGCAGGCCAGUCGUGACGAGGUGCCAGCGCUGAACAUCGACGGCGUGUGCAUCUUCCGCUUGACACGGCGGGCGAAAUGCACUGAGGUCAAUGAAGUGCUUCUUGAUCCCACUGGCCCUUUGGCAAGCCUGCACAAGCGGGUCUUGGAUGCAGGUUGCCAAGUGAAUCCCGACGGCAACCCGGUGAAGGCGUUGUUUGUGCCGUCCACGGAGCAACAGCUGGUGGAAUUGCAAAACUUGGCUGCUCAUGGCUACGAGCUCUGCAAGGAUCAGCACGUGCUGGCGCUGCAGGACGAUGGUCCAGUGAUCGAUCAAGCACUGAGAAGCUGCAUCUCGAAAAAGGAUCGCCCAAGACUUCAGAAGUUGUGCCCACGCGUGAUCCCUGGGGAUUCAGCCGACAGCCACCAAGCUGCCCAGAGCUCAACGGAUGUGGCUCCUGAUGCUGACAACGACGAAGACGAUUCGAAUGAACCCAUGCUGAUGCUGGAAUGUGGCUUUCGCACUGAUUCCAGCUUGGCUUAUCCAUCUUACUCGAACCAGGUCUCAACGCUGUGCGUGUCGCUUCUGACCAAAACGCGCACCAGGGUCUUGGGCCUUGGUGCUGCGCGAUCAACGGUGACCUUCUCG